This is a messenger RNA of Scatophagus argus, 1543 nucleotides long. Its product is annotated as tumor necrosis factor ligand superfamily member 14-like. Gene Ontology annotation, biological process: immune response. The coding region runs from base 417 to 1232 and encodes 271 amino acids. Gene Ontology annotation, cellular component: membrane. The record is from RefSeq and is a predicted model, not a curated record. NCBI's taxonomy places the organism in Eukaryota, Metazoa, Chordata, Actinopteri, Scatophagidae. Gene Ontology annotation, molecular function: tumor necrosis factor receptor binding. The transcript is spliced from 8 exons.
UCACAGGGAGUGUCCCACUCACUCACACAUACACUCACACACGCUAUUAACGCUCUCGCUCUCCUUCUUUCUCUCUCCGUUUGUCUCUUCCCCAUGUCAUCUUCAUUUCCUCCUUACAUGAGCUCGCUCAAAAAAGCAAUAUUUGUGAUAGCUGACAGCGUGCAAGCAGAAGCAAGAGGUGAGGAGGGACUGUACUUGGUGCAGACAGAGGAUUUACUUUUCUCAGAAGAACGCCUUUGCCAUUCAAUGUCCCAGAGGAGCUUCAGAGGUGUGAAAACUGCCCUGUGCUGCUGGAUGGUUGACUGAGCUGCGGGUGGAACAUCUGGUGCACAUCUAAAACAAAGUAUCCCUUCCCCACCACAUCAGACCCUUUGAUCUUAAACCCUACUGCCCUAGGUAGAGUGCGAUCUGGUGGGAUGGCAGAGGGUGGUGUGGGUACCUGCCCCCAGGUGUUUGUGGUGGACAGCCAGGCCAACUAUGUCUCUGUGCCAGACAUAAAGAAAUCAAGGUGGGCAGGAGUAGGCCACAAGUUUCUUCUCCUGCUGUUGGGACUCACUGUGUUGGGACUUGUUGUCGAGGGAUACUUAAUCUACAAUCUAUACAAAAAAAUGGAGGCAUUUUCCCUUUGUAUGUCUCAUCCUCUCUGUCAGAACCUGUCCAAGGCAUCUGGUCAACAGGGUAGCACCAUAAUGAGUCUAGUGGCACCUAAAGAGUCCAAUGAGAUUCCCACAGCGAGAUCACAUCUGGAACAGGUCCAACAAAGGCCGUUUGCUCAACUGACAGGCUCCAGUAGCCCUGUAGGGAAAAACAGUGUGGUGCAGUGGGUAUACAAAGGUGGCGAAACCACCACCUACAACAUGGACUACAAAGAUGGCCGGUUGUUGGUCAGGGAGGAAGGUCACUACUACCUCUACUCCAAAGUGACAUUAAAUGCUGCAGAGGAGUGUUCACUUAUCCAGCACAAGGUCAUGAAAGACACCAAGGCCUAUGAUCAAUCUAUAGAACUUAUGAAAUCAAAAAGUUUCCGCUGCUGGACCCCGAAACCUUCAAGUGCAAAGUCUUCGAGUGCUCGAGGUCAGCCUUUGGAAGGGGAUGAUCUGUGGAACAGUUUCCUGGCUGGGAUAUUCCACCUGCAGAGUGGAGAUGAAAUAUUUGUCACACUGGAUGACAUACAGAAGAUACGUCCUGGAACUACUGACAACUUCAUGGGGGCCUUUAUGAUAUCUCCUUAGAUACAUACAGAAAGGCCUCUGUCCCACAUUACAAUCAGAUUCUAUGUCUCUGUGUAUUAAUUUACGCCAAAUGUUGUGGUGAAUAUAUAUAUAUAUACCUAACAUAUAUAUAUAUAUAUCUAAUAUAUACAAUAAAUGUGAAGUAAAUUAUACUGUACUCCAUUAAUGUAUUUGAAUCCAUUAUGAAAAAGCAACAAAUGGUUGUGAUAUCAUAAAAAGUAUCUGAUAUUCAGGUUGUAUGAAUCUACAUGAUGAAUUUGUUACAUAAUGUUGUUGUGUGAAUAAAAUACUGUUUCUUAUCAAACAAAAAA